Molecule: messenger RNA, 2167 nt
Organism: Lathyrus oleraceus (garden pea)
Lineage: Eukaryota; Viridiplantae; Streptophyta; Magnoliopsida; Fabales; Fabaceae
Exons: 2
Coding region: 388-1857 (489 amino acids)
Source: RefSeq, a predicted model, not a curated record
UUGACCCUAGGCUUUGUCCUAGUGGUUAGUGCUUAUGUUUGAGUUGUGUUUUCAGGACAAGAAGCAUAUGGCCUUGGGGAGUUUGAUUCAUUUGCUCAUUUGGAUUGAUAUUUGAUUGAUGUUGGUUAACAUUGAUUGGUUUUGUAGGUUGCUUUAGCUCAUUUGAGUUGAGCUUGUGCUUUGCUUGAUGCAUUGCUUGUGUACAGUUAACUGUUGACCUGUAAUUGUCUGUUUGACUGUUUGAGCUGUGUACUGACUGAAUUAGAUUGUUUUCAGGUACAUUAGUUGCUUAAGUUCUUUGAACUUGCUUUUGCUGUUGCUUGGUUGCUUAACCAAUUGAGGGAGAUUUUGAUUGAGAUCCUGGUUGAGAGAUUUCUUUGCUCAGACAUGAGGACCGGCUUGAAGGCUGAUGUUGUUUACAGUUUCUUUGACCCAGAGAUCAGUGGGCUAAAGGAGAUGAUAGCAUUGAUUACGCCCGACCAUGUGGGGAUGUUCAUAGAGGCAUACAGUGGUAUUCUGAAGAUAGUUUUCAGGCUCACAGACAGUGACAGGAGCGCCAUUCAUACUCUUCUCCAGUUCUAUGACACGGGCUUGAGAUGUUUCGUGUUCCCGGAUUAUUUGUUAGGACCUCUGAUGGAGGACUAUGCUAGCAUCCUGGGUGUUCAGAUCCGGGAUCAGAUUCCUUUCUGUGCCAUUAGGGGAGAGCCUGACAUCCUUGAGAUUUCUCGUGCUCUUUAUUUGAGCCCAGAGGUGACCAAGGGGGGUUUGAAGGAGAAGGGAAAGCUACCCGGUUUUCAUUUGAGUUUCUUGGAGGCUAAGGCCAAGGAACAUGCUGCUGUGAGUAAUUGGAAGACUGUCUGUGCCUUGAUUGCUGCGAGCAUUUAUGGGACCAUCUUGUUUCCUAACCAGAAGAGCUUCGUGGACCAUAAUGCUAUCAGGUUGUUCAUACAGAGGAACCCUAUUCCUACUCUGAUAGGAGAUGUCUAUUAUUCGGUUCAUAACAAGAACGAGAAGCGGCGUGGGGGUUUGAUCAGGUGUUGUGCCCAAUUGCUGUACAGAUGGUUUAUGGGGUAUUUGCCUUCCCGGGGUGCUUUUGCUUCUCUUGAUCCUAUAGUCAAGUGGUCAGUCAGGUUGAUGGGUUUGCGGGCCGCUGAUAUAGCUUGGACUCAUAACGGUAUGGCUGGACGGGAUUUCAUAUGCAGUUGUGGGAGUCUUCCCAAUGUGCCUCUUAUAGGAGUUCAGGGUUGCAUUAAUUACAACUCGGUGCUUCUUAGGAGACAGAUGGGGCUUGCUGUUGAGGGUCCUCCUCUCGGACGAGAGAUUCAGGAGUCCUUCUACUUCCCGAUUGAGGGCAAUCAGGCCAAGUUAAGACAAGUGUUGGAUGAGUGGCGCAACAUUCAGAGGAAGGGAAAAGUUCCUUUUGGCAAGGUUAAUAGCAGGUCUUUCCCUCUAUUUGAUGAUUGGCUUCAGAAGAGGAUAGAGAUCACACAUCUACCAUUUCCUGGAGGUGAUCCUUGGUGUCCUAUGAUUGAGGGUCCGCGUUCUUCUGUCAGUAUGGAGGAAUUCCUCGAGAUGAAGAGAGCCAGAGAUCAGUUGCUUGCAGAGAAAGCUGAAUUGGAGAUGAGUGUUGCUCGGAUUCAGAUGGCUAAUCAGGAGAUCAAAGUGAGGAUGGAGGAUCAGGAUAAGAAACAUGCCCUGGAAGCGAAGCGCUUUGAGAUGGAUACUGCUUACUAUGGGAAGAUCAGCCAAGCCUUAGCGUCAUCGACAAAGGAGCACGACAUCACUAAGGAGAAGCUAGCCAGAGCUUCAAAGGCCAUUGAGGAUGAGAAGAGAAGGCAAAUCCUCGUGAGGGAUUAGAGGGAAGAUAGAGUCAGAGUCCUCAUCACUGAGUGGGAGGCAAAGCUGAAGAUUAAGGAAACGGAGAAGGCAAAGAUCAUCGCUGAGAGAGAUCACUACAUUGCUGAGAGAGAUCAUUACUUCAGGCAGAUGAAGAUUCACCAGAAGGAGGUGGGGAGAUUACAACAGGAGAACACCGAGCUAAGGUUCGCCGUAGAGUUUGCGAAGAUGGCUGAUGAUAUAGGGCCUGCUGUGGGACCCUCAUCAGGGUAGACCUUUCUUAUUUGUGUGGAUUACCGUCAAGCCUGUUGACGGAAUUCACUUGCUUGUA